AUGCGCCGACUUGAAGCAGCAUUCGACUGGUAUGGACGGCUGAUCGCUAGACACCCAUUGCCGUUUUUGGUGAGUUAAUACUGCAUUUUUUGUUGAUAAAAUAGUUUUUUGGGUUUGUUGGCUUUGUUUUAAAUUUGUUUUUGAAAUUUUGCUAUGGAAGGCUAGGGUAAUAUAAUGUUUUGAAGUUUUGCGGGUUAAUUUUUGGUGUCAAUAUUAAUAAUUUGUGUUAUAUCUUCUUGCAGACUGUAAAAUAGAUAUGAGAACAUUACUAAAAACCUCCUUUAGGGUCUCUGGGUUAUAAGAAUUAAGUUUUUAGGUAACAAAAUGUUGAAAAACAUAAACUAUCCGGGUAUUUUGUAGGUAUACUUCCAUUAAAAUCAAGUUUUCUAUAAAAUUAAAUGUUUUUUGGUAAAAUACGCGUUUGACCAGUGUUAGUUUACAACUAAUAGUUUUUUAGGUGUUUCCAAUUCUCACAACAUUGAUCUCAUGUGUCGGACUAUUCAAUUUCCAUUCACAAGAUGACAUUUGGGACAUUUAUGCGCCAUUAAACGCUUUAAGCAGGGUGGAAGAGCAUGGAAUGAACAGAUUUGAGCACAUCUCAGCUACUCAUCAUUAUCGGGUAUGUUUAUCAUUGUGAUACUUAAAAUUUUGUAGAAAUUAAAAAAAAAUUUUUUUGUUUGAAAUUUUAAAUUUAAAAAAUUUUUUAUUAAAUUUUUAUUAAAUAUGUUAUAUUUCAGAUCCAAGUGCUGGUUGACCGAAAAGAUGGUGGUAAUUUGAUGACACAUGAGGUACUCAAUGAGCUAGCCGCAGUAAAUCGAUUUAUUGUCGAAAAUGUUACAGUAACCGACGGGAAACGGCAUUUCAACUACGAUCAAAUUUGCGGAAUCUACUGUAAUGAGAGCAAUGCUCUUGUCAUUGGAUUUAUUCAGGUAUGUUUCUCCUCUUAUUAUACACCUACUCUUAAUUUGCAUUUCGUCUACCUAGUAUCGAUUUUUUAAAUUUUAUUAUUAAACCUUACUUUAUCUUAUAUUACACUUUUAGGCAGCCAUGAACAAUCCAGAAGGAUCAACAAACUUUGUUCUAACUUAUCCAACCGCUGUUGCUUUGAGUAACAGUGUCUUCCUUGGGUAUUCAUUGGGAGGCUUGACAACCAAGAAGGUGGAUGAUAUGGACGUUGUGGACUCUUUCAACCUGUUCAUUUUGCAUUAUAUGGUAAGAAUGAUAUCUUAAAUACAUUUGAAGGUUAUUUUGAGUGUUUUACUGGUUUUGUUUGGGCAUUAAAGUGAUCGUUUUGAGGCCAAGCUGAGAGGAGAAGACUUGAUAUUUUAAUAUUAUCUUGGUUUGAAGGGUUUUUCUGUGCUUUUUUGGCCCAACUUAAACAGAUAUUGAUGUGUAUUAGCUAGAUUUUUUAUUAUUUAACCUAGAAAAUCCAUAUUUUUUACUAAAAAUAUUACUUUAGGUCGAUCUAAACCUCCCAAAUGGAAAGCAACUUCGUGACAACCUAGAAGACAAGCUUCUCCACAUUUUCGAAGCCGCUACCGAAGAAUCCGAAGCUCUAAACUUUGCUUUAUUAAGCAGAAACCGUGAGCUCUACGAACAACGUCAAAUUACAAUCACAGCGAUUCCAUUUCUGGGACUUACUGGUGCUGUUCUAACUGCUUUCAUGGUAGUAACACUGUUGGAUGACCCAUUGUACAAGUCUCAAUGUGUUGAGGUGAGUUUUUGGAGGUUGUAGGCUUAUUUUAUGGUAUAUGAAGGUGAUUUGGAUAGUUUUUUGGUUGGUCAAAAAAUUUAUAGAAUGGGGCUUUAUAUCUGAGCUUGGUCCCCCCUGUGGAUUUUUCGAUGAAUUUUUUGACCGAAAAUUUCAAAAAAUAAAUUUUUAUUUUCAGGCGGUUUUUGGAGUAAUAUCACCUGGAAUGGCUCUGAUUACGACAUUUGGCAUGGUAUGGGCAGCUGGUCUCCCGUUCUCGAACAUUCUCACUGUUGUGCCAUUUUUGGUCAUUACUAUUGGAAUCGAUGACGCUUUUUUGAUUUUGGCCGGAUGGAGACAGUCAAAGUGAGUGAUCUAGCCUUAGUUUACUUUACCUUACCCUACUUGACCUUACAUUAUAUUAAAUUACCCUACCCUACCUUGCUCUAUCUUAUCCUACCUUACGCUGUGCGCUGUCUACCUAUCCUACAUUACCUUACUAUAAUAUGAUAUUUUCAGUCCAAACGCAGACUUCUCCACUCGAAUGGGUGAAAGUCUGGCCAAAUCAGGAGCGUCAGUAUCAGUUACUUCAAUAACUGAUGUGUUAUGUUUUGGAGUUGGCAUCAUCUCUAACAUGCCAGUAGUACAACUCUUCUGCAUUUACGUCUCUAUAGCUUUGGCUGUGGACUUUAUUUUCCAAAUCACCUUCUUUGCUGCUAUUGUCGCUUACUGUGGUAAAAGACAAAUGGAGAUAGAAGAACAUGUUAAGAAUGGUAGUACUGAGAGCUCGGUAAGUUUUUUGGGAAAUAUUAUUGUGUUCAAUUAAUUCUGUGCCUUUUUAAUUUGAAAUUUUUUAUGAGAGGGGCUUAGUAGUAUUUGAACAAGGUACAUAUGGGGCACAGAAUUAUUUGAACAGCACAAAGAACAAAAAGUUAGGCUUAGUCAUCAUGUUAUAGUAGUAUAUGCCACUGUUUUAGACCAACGGAAGCAUCUCCUCACGAGGAUCAUGGCGAAAACAUCUGCUACGAAACGCCGAACGAAUCAAGAAGGUAUUCAGCUCAAAACCCUCAUCCACAACCUCAUCUCAACUCGAUCUACCGUCAAGUAUCUCAGUGGAACAUCACGGUACCUAUCUUCAAUGCUUUGUCAACGCUUUACACUCCUUGCCAAUCCAACUGCUUAUCAUGUCAAUCUUUCUGGGACAUGUUGUGAUCAGUGUCUACUACUGCACCCAGGUCAACACCAACUUUGACAUGGAGAACUUGUACUUGAAGGCGUCACCACUGACGCCAAUCUCUAGAAGAAUGCAGAGAUUUGUGCUGAAAGAGAGUUUUGUAGUCAAUUUUGUGGUCGAUCCUAUGCCGGAAUUCAAAAGCCAAGAAGAGAGGGAUCUAUUUCAUCAAAUGAUCGAUGAGUUGGAGAAUAUUCCCAAGUAUGGCAUGGGCAAAAAGGGCAGCAAUGUCUGGACAAGAGACUAUGAACAGGUAAAGAAGGGGCUUUGAAGAGGUUUUUAAGGAUAAAAAUGAGUUUUUAAGUUCUAGAGGCCUUGAUUUUUUACAUAUUUUGAAUUUCAGACCGCCGAAUACUUCCCAAUGGAAGAAGAAGAGGACAUUUGGGAACCAACUGUAGUACUGAAAAACUACAAAUUGUUCAGUUUGGACACUAAAAACAUUCAUACAUUGUAAGUAAUAAUUAUUUAUUUAUUUUUUGACACAAUAGCAUGAUUUUUGAUGGCAAAUUUUAAAAAAAAUUGGUGGAAAGAAAGUUCUUGCGGUUUUCGAAAUUUUUAAAAAUGUUUAUGAAAAUUGAAUUUUUAAGUAAAAGUUUUCAAGCCUAAAAGCAUAGUUUGAACAUGUUAAAACUUGAUUUUUGAGUGGAAAGAAAGUUCUUGCGGUUUUUAAAUUUUUUAAAAAUUUUGAAAAAUUUAAAAAAAAAUGCCAUUUUAUGUUAAAUUGAGGCCUAAAAAUCUUAAUUAAAAUUAAAAAAUCGUAUUUUAGAUUCAAAAACGGUGAACAGGUGAUAGACGCCUUUACUUUCCACAUUACCUAUCACAAUAUGGAGAACUUUAAUGAGGUCGAGGAAUUGCUAACCAAAAGAAGAGAGAUUCUGAAAAGAUAUGGCAAGAAAUUCCAUAUUAUGUCACACCACCCAUUGGAGAAGGUACCAACGGAAAGUGCUGCCAGUGCACCUAUUAACUUCAUUCAGACUGCUGGUAAGGGGAUCUUUUAAAUCUUAUUCUAUUUCACCCUAUCCUGCCUUACCUUACCCUAUCCUACCUUACCGCACCCGACUCUGCCCUACCCAUCCUUAUCCUACCCUGCCCUACCCUACUUUGUCUUGCCCUGCUUUACUCUACCCUACCUUACUUCGCUCUAUCUGAUUCUACUUGACUCUAAUCUAACCUUUGUUACUCUUUCCUGCCUUGCUUUCGAAUAUCCUACCUUGCUCUGGUUUCUUGAACUGGGGUGUCUUGUCUUGUCUUGCUUUGCUCUGCCUUGGUCUACCUAUUCUUGCCCUUACCUUUACUCUUACCUCUAACUCUACUUGUACCUUUAUUUUUAUUGCUACCCUUACCCUUAUUUCUAUUCUUUCUUAUAUCUUAACUUCUACUUGUAAUUCUACCUUCACGGCUACUUCUAUUUAUCAAAUUUGCAUUUAAUUCACCUAGUAUCGAUUAUUUAGUUUUUAUUAUUGCCAACUUAAACUAUACCCCUUUCUCUACUCUACUUUACUUCUUACCUUUACUUCUGUUCUGGUCGUUGUUUCUACCGCUAACCUACCCUACGCUACACUAAUUACCUCUACUCUUACCGUACUAUUUACUUCCAAGUUAGCCUUACACAUACCCCUAUCUUAACCCUACUAUCACCUUCAACCUACUUAUUAAUAUUUUUUUUAUUUUUAAAAUUUAAAAUUUUUUUACUAAUUUAUACCUGCUUUCAGUAUCAGCCAUCGUUCUCAUGUCGAUUCUUGUAUUCUUCUUCAUAAUGGAUUCAGAAGCCAUCUUCUCGGUGGUUUUAUCAAUUCUAUCGAUCAGUUCAGGAACUGUAGGAUACCUUUACUUAUGGUCGGUCAACUUGGAUGCGGUUUCUUUGAUUAGCAUGUUGAUGAGCAUUGGCUUCAGUGUGGAUUACAGUGCACACGUGUGCUAUCAUUACUACACUCAUCAGCCGAAAAGUGGCAAAACUGUAGGUUUUAUAUGAUUCAUGACAACUUUUGGGUGUUUUUUCAUGUCUUUGAUUAAAAAUGGCUUGUUUUUUUAAGAUAUUUAUGAUAUUUUUUUAAAGUGACAUGUUAUACGAUGAAACAUGUUUUUUUGAAAAAUUUUUAAAUUUGAAAAAAAAUGAAAAUUUUGUUUUUUUAGUUGAGAAAAUUCGUAUUUUACAUUUAAAAUGACUUUAUAAUUGUUAUUUUUGCAUAUUUUGCUAUAGUGACAUGUUAUACGAUGAAACAUGUUUUUUGAAAAGUUUAAAAAAUGCCAAAUUUGAUUAACUUUUAGUACUAAAACAAUAUAAAAAUCAUUUUCAGCGACAAAGAGCCACCUCAAUCAUGAUAACCGACGGAGAAAUUUACAAAAUUUCGGAAAAAGUCGACCAAAACAUCGCCUUACCCCUACCAACUGUACCAGUGGUACCAAAGCAGAAAAAGGAGAAAAUCGACACACACGAACGACUACUACACACCUUCUACGGUGUUGGCUGGCCCGUAAUCCAAAGUGGCUUGUCCACCGUGCUCGGCAUGAUCCCAUUGUUCUUCGUGGACGCGUACGUUGUAGCCGUCUUCUGGAAGACGAUCAUCCUGGUGACGGCGUUGGGCAUGUUCCAUGCGUUGUUUCUACUGCCGGUGGUGUUUGUGUUCAUGGGGAGGUUCAGGAAUUUGUUUAGACAGUAG
Messenger RNA from Bursaphelenchus okinawaensis, 5581 nucleotides. The record is from the annotation of a GenBank genome assembly. Lineage: Eukaryota; Metazoa; Nematoda; Chromadorea; Rhabditida; Aphelenchoididae.